AAAAGAGUAAUUUAACACCUUUAAGUGUUCUUCGUUUACUAGCAGACUGUGCUUACGGACAUGAAAUCAGAUUUAAAUGCAGUUCAACACUCAACAGUCCACACCUCUUCUCGCUCAAAUCAUUCUGAAAUUUGUUCACUUUCUUCUCCAAUCACAAUUUUCUCUCUCUGCAGAUAUCUAUAGAUUGUUGGAGACAUCUUUUGAAGUUUGAAGUUUGACUUCUUCAGGGUCUGUAAAUGAUAAAAUCGAUGGAUUUCUCAAAAGCGGUAGGAAGCAGAGCAACUGGAAUGUUAUCUGGAUCGGAUACUUAUCACGCUUCAAAUGAUGCCCCUUUUUUCUCAAGUUCAUUACCAGUUCUACCUCAUGACAAGUGUGUGAAAGGAAAUGGUUUGCUUGAAGAUAUGGAAGAUGAUGGAAUUGGAAGCUUGUUACCUGAUGAAGAUGAGCUUUUAUCUGGCAUGAUGGAUGGUCUUGAUCUAAAUCUAAAUCCAUUUCCUAACCAUGAGUCGGAUGAGAUUGAUCUUUUCGGAAGCGGAGGGGGAAUGGAAUUGGAAAUGGAUCCGGAAUCGGAAUCAGAUAAUCAGAAUUUCAGCAUGUCAAAGGUAAGUCUGGGUGAUGGGAUUGUUAGUAGCAAUGGCAUGAGUCAAUACAUGAAUGGAGUUGGAAGUGGAACAGUUGCUGGAGAACAUCCAUAUGGAGAGCAUCCUUCAAGAACUUUAUUUGUGCGUAAUAUCAACAGUAACGUUGAGGAUUUAGAGCUACAAAUGUUGUUUGAGCAAUAUGGUGAUAUUAGAACACUGUACACUGCAUGUAAACACAGGGGGUUUGUGAUGAUAUCUUAUUAUGAUAUUCGUGCUGCAAGGACUGCUAUGCGUGCAUUACAGAAUAAGCCUCUAAGAAGAAGGAAAUUGGACAUUCAUUACUCGAUUCCAAAGGACAACCCAUCGGAUAAAGAUGUAAACCAAGGAACAUUGGUUGUUUUUAAUUUGGACCCGUCUGUUUCAUGUGAAGAUCUUCUUCAAAUCUUUGGGGCAUAUGGUGAGGUGAAAGAGAUACGGGAGACACCGCAUAAAAGGCACCAUAAAUUCAUAGAAUAUUAUGAUGUUAGAGCAGCAGAAGCUGCACUCAGAUCUCUUAACAGGAGUGACAUAGCUGGGAAACGCAUAAAGCUUGAACCUAGUCGCCCAGGUGGCGCCCGCCGAAACUUAAUGUUGCAACUAAAUCAAGAAUUUGAGCAAGAUGACGCACGAAGUUUCAGACUCCAAGUAGGCACCUCGAUUGCCAGCUCACCGCCAGGUGUGUGGCCACAAUUUGGCAGUCCAAUAGAACGACACGGUACUGUACAAAAUCUUAGCCACAGUUUACCUGGAUUGGCUUCAAUCUUGCAUCCACAAGCACAGCCAACAAGAAUAGCAUUACCACCAAUUGGUAAAGAUCAUUAUGGAAGAAGUAAUGGUAAUAAUACUCAGUUUGACCAGAUGUUCUCAACAAACAAUGGAUCUGUUUUUCAACAGUCUCGUUCGCUGCAAGGGACAGGGACAGGGACAGGGACAGGGACAGGGACGAUAUCGUCAUUUGGUGCUUCGAGCUCGACUACUUCAGGAAUCGAAACCUUAUCUGGUGCACAGUUUCUGUGGGGAAGUCCUACCCUUACCCCCACCACCAGUCAACCACCACCUCAACCUUUUGCUAAAGGGUUGACCACUCAUGGGUUUAGCGUCCCAGGGCAAAAUGGUCAUUUCCACCAUGUCGGAUCGGCUCCAUCUCCAUCCGGGAUGAUUCCAUUUGGUGGUGGCCGUCACCAUCAUGAUUUCAUGAGUCCUUCAACUUAUGGUGGCCAAAUGGAUCGUGGUUUCUUGAAUUCUCAUGGAUCUGUGAACAACAUUAUGGAAAACAGUUCAUCACCUAGUUUCAGCAACAUGUCAAUGUCAUCUCCAAGGGUAUUCCUUGGAAAUGGGCUGAAUUACUCUGGAAUAGGAUCCAUGAAUAAUAAUAAUAAAAUAGAAAGCAUGGCCAUGGCCAUGAACAUGAACAUGAACAUGAACAUGAACGGAGGAGGGCGGAAUCGAAAUGGAAACCAGCUGCAGAUGCAGAUGGACAACAAGAAACAGUUUCAACUUGAUCUUGAUAAGAUCAAGAGUGGAGAAGAUACGCGGACGACUUUAAUGAUAAAAAAUAUCCCUAACAAGUAUACUUCAAAGAUGUUGCUAGCUUCCAUUGAUGAAAUUCAUAGUGGUACUUACGAUUUUCUCUACCUGCCAAUCGAUUUCAAGAACAAAUGUAAUGUUGGGUAUGCGUUUAUCAACAUGCUUUCACCGAUGCAUAUAAUCCCGUUCUACCAGGCGUUCGACGGGAAAAAGUGGGAGAAGUUCAAUAGUGAAAAAGUAGCAUCAUUGGCAUAUGCUCGAAUCCAAGGGAAGGCGGCACUUGUCACCCAUUUUCAGAAUUCCAGUUUGAUGAAUGAAGAUAAGCGAUGCAGGCCUAUUCUUUUCCAUUCUGAGGACGUUGAUGUUGAUCAGGAUCCACUGGACCCGACACCAUUUUCAAGUAAGUAGUGCAAAAAAGGAUGUUGAAUCGUACAUAUAUGUUUAUUAUAUAUACAACAAGUAGGAAAUCCCACCAAAAGCAAAACCAAAAAACUAGGUGUGUUGCUAUUUUGUGAAGAAAAGAAUGAAAGAAAAUGAAUGUUUUGGUAGUAGAUAUUAUAAAGAGGUGAAUGGCCUUGAAAAUGUAUAGGUGGAGAUAAUCUCCUGUUUUUCACCUCUACACUUCAUUUUGGGUUUCUUUUGUUAACAAAUUUGAAGUCAUAUUUUGGGGGGCAAUUGUAUAGUGGAAAAAGGAAAACUUUAUAACUUUGUAUCUCUUGUGUUUGAUAUUAAUGACAGAAAAUCAGUG
Messenger RNA from Lactuca virosa, 2895 nucleotides. NCBI's taxonomy places the organism in Eukaryota, Viridiplantae, Streptophyta, Magnoliopsida, Asterales, Asteraceae. The record is from the annotation of a GenBank genome assembly.